Coregonus sp. 'balchen' is the source of this 2463-nucleotide messenger RNA. The record is from the annotation of a GenBank genome assembly. Lineage: Eukaryota; Metazoa; Chordata; Actinopteri; Salmoniformes; Salmonidae.
AAGAGAGUGGCUGCAAAGCAUCUAAUUGAGCGGUACUUUCGCCAGUUAACAGAGGGCUGUGGAAAUGGGGCCUGCACCAAUGAGUUCUGUGCUUCGCAUCUUGGUUUUCAACCGCUGGAUCACAACACAGCGGCUAUCAGAGCCCUCGAGCUGUGUAAAAUGAACGCCAAACUGUGUGGUCACCCCUCCGCUGUCUUCCCUGACAACAACAGUGCCAAAGAGACACAACCUGCCUUAUUGGGUGACCGCCACGGGAAGAUGACAGACCACAAAGACCACCUGUUUCCCCCUAGGGAAGACUUCAGAGGUAAACAUAAUACUUUUCACAGAAACACACAGUGGCUGAGUCCUAAAAUGGCACCUUGUAUAGUGCACUACUUUUGACCAGACCCUUUUUUUCUCUAUUGCUAUUCAAUAUUCAUUCAUUUUUAGAGAGAAUCAAAUGGUGGCCCAUGCAUUCAUUUUCUCUGUGAUCUUUGUGUUUCCAGAGGUGCAUUACCUGACAGAAGAGAAGGUGUAUGAGAUCCUGAGUAUCUGUGAGGGGAAGAAGGACUACUCUCCUCUGAUCCGAGUCAUCGGGAGGAUCUUCUCCAGCGCAGAGGGUCUGGUGCAGAGCUUCAGGAAAGACAAGGAACAACACCCCAACACCAAGGAGCAGCGCAAGACCCACCAGGCCAAAGAUGAGGACAAGGACGAGGACGACAAGGAGAGAACCAGCGCCAUGGAGCAGGAAUCAGAGGAAUCAGAGGCCUCGGCGUCCAUGGAGGGAGCGACGGGAGCGACGGAGAUCACACUGGGUCCUGUAGAGGUCUCAGUGGACAUAGAAGCUGUCAGGAGAGUGUACGACAGACUCCUCUCCAACGAGAAGAUGGAAGCAGCCUUCCUCAACGCGCUGGUCUACCUGACCCCCAACGUAGAGCUGGAUCUAACCUAUCUAGACGUCUACGACACCAACCCAGACUACCUAAACAUCUUCAUCAUCGUGAUGGAGAACAGCAACCUCCACAGCCCAGAGUACCUGGAGACGGCUAUGCCCCUGUUCUGUAAGUGCAUGAGUAAACUCCCCCUGCCUGCCCAGGCCAAGCUGACGCGCCUGUGGUCUCAGUACAGUGUAGAACACAUCAGAAGUAUGAUGGAGACCUUCCAGCAGCUUAUCACCUACACGGUAACGUUACAUUCUUUAUUCGAUUUGAGAUUUUUUAUUUCAUUCAUGCUCCCAGUCAACAAGACUGAAUUAUGCAGAAUGCACAGUUACAUGCUUAAUAUUCUUUGUGUUUUGUCCUUUUCUGCCAACCUAGAGCUUUGAUUCCUCUAUAAUGAAUAUACUAACUCAAUCUAAAUCAGAGAUUUGUCACAUGCACAGGAUAUGUGAAAUGCUUAGCUGUUAUGCAAAUUAAAUGUAUUAUUAUCAUUGUUAAGGUAAUCAGCAACGAGUACGACAGCGACAGUCUGGUGAACGAUGACGAGUGUGUGGUAGCCGCUGCCAAGUGUCUGAAGGUACUGACUUUACUCUUACUGGUCUGUUAACAAUACCUAGGAGUAGAACCAAUGUACUGGUCUGUUAACAAUACCUAGGAGUAGAACCAAUGUACUGGUCUGUUAACAAUACCUAGGAGUAGAACCAAUGUACUGGUCUGUUAACAAUACCUAGGAGUAGAACCAAUGUACUGGUCUGUUAACAAUACCUAGGAGUAGAACCAAGGUACUGGUCUGUUAACAAUACCUAGGAGUAGAACAAUUUUUUCAUUGAUGAAAAAUGUAUGAUCCACCCAAUUUGGGUAUCUCACCGCACCCUCAUAUGCCAUGUCUUGAAAAAAUGUAUUGUUUUACUGUAAAGCGUUCUGCGAUUUUUAAAUGCAUGUUAAGUAAAGUUUGAUUCUAUUUGAAGCUGGUGUUCUACGCCAACGUCCUGGGAGGAGACCUGGAUACGGGUCACAACGAGGAGGAGGAGGAGGAAGAGGAGGCAUCAGAGUCCAGCGAGCUCACUCUGCAGGACCUCCUGGGGGAGGAGAGGAGGAACAAGAAGGGGCCCCGGGUCGACCCUCUGGAGAAGGUGAGACGACCACAAUGAAAUAAGUUCUCCAACUUUCUGUGUUAUCCACAAUGAUUUUAAAUACUUUUUGAUUUUAAAUCAAAAAGGAGCUGGGUGUCAGGACCCUGGAUUGCAGACGACCCCUCAUUCCCUUCGAGGAGUUUGUCAACGAGCCUCUAAACGAUGUUCUAGAGAUGGACAAGGACUUCACCUUCUUCAAGGUGGACUCCGAGAGUAAGUUCUCCUUCCAGACCUGCCCAUUCAUCCUCAACGCCUGCACAAAGAGCCUGGGUCUUUACUACGACAACCGCAUCAGUAUGUACAGCGAGAGGAGGAUCACUGCCCUGUACAGCCUGGUGCAAGGACAGCAGCUCAACCCAUACCUCCGGCUCAAAGUACGGCGAGACCACAUCAUCGACGACGCCCUCGUC